AUGGCUGAUUCCAAAGAGGACCGUUUUCAGUCCUGCCCCUGGAAUGGCGAUGCUUCCUCAUGGCCGGACUAUGUUCGGCGGGUCCGCUUGCUGUUCGAAAAGACAAGGCGUCGAAAUCGCCACCGCCUGGCACCUGAGCUGGUGAGCCAGCUGUCAGGGCGUGCGUGGGUGGUGACCCAGGAGGUCGACCACAGAGCCCUGGUGAGAAGGGAUGGAGUCAUAUACCUCCUUCGAUUCUUGAGGGAACGGUUGGGCAGGACAGCCAUUCCAGACGUGGGCCUGAGGCUAGAGGAUCUGAUGAUCCGCCUUCGGCGACAGCCCGGCACCUCGAUUGCCUCGUGGGCAACUCAGGUGCGGCAAGUUUAUCGCAAGGUCCAGAUUGCCCUCUUUCGUGCGAGAAAGGCAGCUGAAAGCAAGUAUGGCGUCUCUGGCGGCAGCGGACGUACGGCCCUUGGAGAGUCUCACUCCUCUGCUCCUUCGUCUCGGCGCCGAAGUCAAGAGACUCAAGAAGAACCGCUGCCUGAAGAAGAGACUUCUCCCGGCGGGCAGUCUUCGCGUCUUGGCGAAGAUGAGGGAGAGGCUGAGUUUGACGAUGACCUUGAGAAAGAACUGGAAGCAAAAGGCCUCGGGAGAUCCAGCAAGUCACGUCGCUUCCGGAGACAGGAGAGCGAUUCUGAAGACUCGGAGCAUGCCCUUCAAGAUCUUCAGAUGUGGGAUGCCUACGAGGAGAUCAUGGAGGAUGUGCUACCGUCCGAAGUCUUAGGCUGGCUUCUUCUUCGUAGAGCAGGUCUGAGCACCGCUGCUCGGCUGGCUGUGCAGGCCUCGGCGGGCAAUAGCCUCCGCUUUGAAGACGUGGAGCACGCGAUGCGAGGCAUGGAGGAAGAGUUGACUCAAGACGAGCAGCGCCGACAGGCUCUUCAUCAGCGUCCCCGUCGGACCUUCUGGAUGGAGGAGAAUGGUGAAUGGGCGAUGGUGCUUGCCGACGAGGAUGAAAUUGGUGAAAUGUUGGAGCACACAGAGAUCUUCCAUGUAGGCGCGAAGCUUCCGUCGCAAGUCUAUGAGAGCUCCAGUGGCAUGGAUGAUGGGAGCUAUCAAGACUCCAGUGGCUUCUGGCAUCAAGUGACAGACGGGAGCUGGUCUUGGUGGAUGGAUGGCGGCGAUGGCGAGUUCUACCACCAUGAUGACCAUGGGAUCUAUUGGUCCUGGACUGCGUAUGAAUCCUCAUUCAUGGCAGAGCUGCCUGAUGAACAGCAGAAAGAAGUGGCAGAGGCAUUCGCAGCAGCCGAGGCCAAGCAAAGAUCCUUCGUGGAGGCGCGCCAGGCGAUGAAAGCCAAGACCUUGAGCCGUGGCUUUUAUCCUUUUGUUCCAUCGUCCAAGGGUAAGCCUAGGUUUAAGGGUAAAGGUAAGGGUUCUAAAGGAAAAGGAAAAGGGAAAGGCGUGUCUUCAUCCUCUUUUUCUUCUACCUCCUUGACCAAUGGCUCAGUAAUGCACACCACAGACAUCAUGGCAAUGGUCCCUGGAGAUCCAAGCUUCAGUGGCUGCUUCAUCUGCGGAGAUAAGGGUCAUGCAUUCCGUGACUGUCCCAAGAGGCUUCGCUCGAAGGGUUCCAAGGGCGGCGUCAAGGGUGGCUCUCGAUCCUUCCUCAUUGACGAUGCCCCGGUGUACAUGAUCAGCGAUGGCGCGGAGUAUCAGCACGAGAUCGAUCCCGACUACACGUUCGCCUCAGCAGUGCCCAACGGUGAGUUCGUUGGAUCGAGUCCUGAGAUGGAAGGGUUCGCAGUGCUCGACACCGGCGCUACGGAGACCGUCGGGAGCCUCCCUGCGCUUGAGUCUCUAUUGCAGAAGCGGUUUGAGAUUCAAGGGUCUGUUGAGGAGCUUGAAGUUCGCGCCAAUCCUGGAAGGAGAUUCCGAUUCGGAAACGGCUUGUGUGAGCACGCGACUAGCCAUGUUCUCUUGAAUCAGACUGUUGGGUCUCUGCAUCUGCGGUUAGGCAUCUUCACCCUCGAUGUGGAACGUGUCCCCAUCUUGAUCGGUAUCCGAACCCUAAACAAGAUGAAAGCCAUCAUCGACACCAACCGCAGUAUAGCCGUGUUCGCUGCUGUGGAUCCUGGUUUAGGAAUACCCCUUCAGAAGAGCCGGUCAGGACAUCUUCUCCUCAACCUGGCCCGUGACUGGCUUGAGCAAGGGAAGUGCAAGCGCCCGCUCAGCCUCAUGAAGCACAGUGUGAUGCGGUUCAUGUCAGCCUUCGUGCUCGAGAAAUUCGAACAUCAAUGCGCCCUGCGACAUUGCUUCCCCUGCUCACUCUUGCUGCGCUUCACUCUCAUGGCGGCAGCCUCCGAGAUCGAGAAGAUCAAGGAGCAAGUGUUGGCAGCCGAGAUGGCGUCUUCCUUGGACGAGUCAUCAACUACAGUCCGCAGUGCCAAGGAUCCUCGAGCAGUGGGGGCACCGUGCUUUUCCAACCACGAGGUUCAGCCACCGGGACGAGGGUCCAAAUCCGGGGCCAACUCCCACGCAAUGUGGCGCGUUUGCCGCACGUGCUCCCUGAGGUUGCUGUAUGUUCCUCGUACCGGAGCACAUGCCCUGCAUCGCUCGCCCGGCCCCUUGAGCUCGGACACCCAGAAGCAAAUCCACGAGAUCCAGGCCAAGGGCGAGAAGUUGGAAGAGAACAUCAACCUGAAGGAUCGCACGAUUGGACUGGAUGCAGCCGAGAGGUCGGCGGAACAACGCCUUGCCCAGGUGAGAGCUCUCAAGGCAAAGGAAGUGAAGCCGAAGGCUGCAACCAUGACGGAGGCUCCUGUAGCUACAGUGGCCAGAAGUCCCACCAGCGCAGCAUCAUCUCUGGCAGGCUACGAGGUCUUGCCGACAGCGUCCCCGCCACCGCCGGUGAUCAAUGUGGACGAGAUGAACGCCGCUCCGGGAGUAGAGGACUUUGAUGCGCUGGCGGUUGAGGAGGCCUACAAUCUCCAGCAGGCUGAGUCUGAGGCCUUGGCAGCAAGUCUCUUGGCCACUAAGAACUACUCUUUUGAGGCAUGUGAAAGUCUGCUGCGUGGUGCUGAUCUUUCAGCUCCAGGUCCAAGUCGGUCAAUCCUGCAAUCCAAACGUGCUGAGUCCUGGGUGGCAGUCCUUGGCUUGUUCACUCAUGGAGGAAUUGUGGGUCAGACCAAAAUCACCAUCAGAAGGCCUCGCCUCUGUGAGUACUUGAAUGCAUUCCUUAGUGCUCAUCUACCCGCAGGCCAAACAUGGACUUCCAUCAGCAUUGCGUUGAAUAUGAAGGCUGUUCCGCACACUGACAGCAACAACCAAGAUGAGUCUUGGAAUUGGCUUCUCGGACUUGGAUCCUAUACUGGAGGAGAUUUGUGGCUUGAAGCUCAUUCUGAAACCUUCAAUCCCGAGGAUCCCAGCGUCUUGAGUUGGAGAUCGAAGCCGGAUGGUUCGAAGGCACUUGGGCAUCGAGUUGAGACUCGCCAUCGGUGCGUCGGAUUCCGACCUCGACAACUUCAUGCAACGAGUGAGUGGACUGGUGACCGCCUGGCGAUUCUGGCAUAUACAUCUCGAGGCCAAGAUCGCAUCCCUGAUGGAGUCCGGCAUGACCUGAAGGCCUUAAAAUUUCCCUUACCGCCUGCUAAGAAGCGCCGCCAAAAGAUCGAAGAGGUGCUGGAAACUGAAGCGGGUGAUGAAGGGGGAGACAUGAUGCCCAUCCAGUAUGUCCUCCCUGAUGCCGAUAAGGCCUUCCUUGUGAAUGCGCUCGAGAACCAUGAAAAGGAUGUGCAGGCAGAUGUGCAGCCCUUUUGCCGACAGGUUCGUACAGAUCUACUGGAGGCGAUGGGGCCCAUGUCUAGUCCUCUGAGUCUGGUGGUUCAGUCCAAAGGUGGGCAAGUCUUUGAGGCUGGAACACACAACGGCUUCGAUAUGACAACGAAGGGCGGCAUGCGAAAGCUUUGCGAUACCAUCAAGGAGCUGAAACCUCGAUAUGUAUGGCUUCAUGUCCCAGCAGGCCAAGUGGAAAAAUCCUUGACAUCGAUGGCUGACAAUGAGCAGGCAUCUUACCAGAAGAAGAUCAAAUCCCAACAUCGUCACCGCAAGGUUGUGCGUCAUUGCUUGAUGGUCUCACAAACCGUGCGUGAACAAGGUGGCCACGUGAUCUGGGAUAUACUCCCUGAAAGUCCCUCGUGGAACUAUUGGGAGUCUAGAUCUUUCUGGCAUGAUCAACGAGAAAAGGAUGGGUGGACUGAGAUCAAGGUCCCACAGGGUCACAAGAUCAGAUGUACUGAUUCAGAUCUCCUGAAGAUGGUUGAUGUGGCAGUGGCAAAACAAGGCCGAGCCGAAGGUCCGACCACGGCCUCAUGUUUGACAUCGUGUGCGGCGUGCAUUAUGGCCCUUCAGCAUGAGGUGUCGGAAGCCUAUGUGGUGGAUGAAAGCGUGUUGAGAACCAUGACGACGCAAGAACUUCAGGCUGUGAUGGAUGUGGUGGCAAAGCUUCAUCGGAAAUUGGGGCAUCCUUCGUCCCAUUUGUUGGUGAAGAAUCUUCGGGCCCGUGGCGCGGAUGAUCGCUUGCUGGCGGCAGCGCAACAGUACAAAUGUAGCGAGUGCCAUGAAGGACAAAGUAAACUUCCUGCUCCGGCCGUGAACCUGAACAAGUCGGACACGUUGUGGCACACUCUCCAGCUUGAUGGCAUGGUGUUUAAGUUUGAAGACAAGGUCUACCACUACUUGGUCAUGAUGGACGAGGCAUCCGGUUAUGCGGUGAUCCACGAGAUGAAUGUGCACUCGAAGGAUUCGGCCGAGAACAUGGACACCGUGAGUGUGAUUGAUGUCCUUGAGAAGGCCUGGUGCCAGUACUUUGGAAUGCCAAAUACGAUCAAGCUGGAUCCUGAAGGAGCUUUCCGAGGAACCUCGUUGGCGCUGUGGUGUGCUGAGAGAGGAAUUGUCCUCGAGCAUGUGCCUGCCGAGCUCCAUGCCGCUAUCGGUGAUGUGGAAAGAGAGAUAGGGUACUUGCGAAGCAAAAUGGAAGCUUUCCUUCGACAAGAACCGACUGAUCCUACUCGGGCCGCGUAUGCGAUGGCAGCUGCGCACAACUCUCUGGCCCGAAAUCACGGGUUCAGCCCUCUACAAUGGGCUGUGGGUCGUGACCUGGCUCCUGGAGGACAUGCGGUCGAUGGACCUGGAGAUUGGGUUGCCAUGCAGAAUGCCACAGCUGAAGAGCCAAGUUCUAUGCGAGAUCAUUUUGAGCUUCGGAAAAGGGCUGAACAAGCCUUUCAGCAGCAAAGGGAGCGAGAUAUGCUCUCUCGAGCUGUGAAUGCACGGACGAGGCGAAGCAUUACCUUCGUGCCGGGGGACACGGUGUUCUACCGGCGGAUCAAGCCACCAGCUGAAGGAGGAGCCAACAUGCUCAUCGACCGCGCUCGUGUCAACGUCGGGCGAUGGUGUGGUCCAGGCCGAGUACUGGCUGCUGAGACUCGGGUUGAGGAUCAUGGAGCCACCCGGAAGGCAGGACAUUACAUCUGGAUCAUAUCCCAAGGUCGCCUGAAGAAGACGCACUCUUCCCAGCUGAGACAUGCAUCCGAAAAUGAACGGCUUAUUGCAAAUGCUUCGGGACAAAUGUCACUCCCAUGGACCUUGUCGUCGCUGACAUCUCUCCUUGGUUCUGGACAAUUCGAUGAUGAAACUUCCCUUCGCCCUGUUCGAAGAGACGAGAGACAUGGCAGAGGUUUAAGAUCGCGUACCCCAGCUCGCCAAGUGGAUGUGCCCCGAGAGCUUCCUCCCCGACCAUCGGACAGGCAGCGACGUGAAGAAGAACUGGAGGAGCCUGUAGAGCCAGAGACUCCUUAUCUUCCCCCGAGGUUGCCAGUCAAGCCACGCGAAGAAGGACAAGGUGAAGUUGGUUCUUCUGAGGAGGAACUGAUACCAGCUGGAGAACAUGAUCGGCCUCGCAAAAGGGAGAGAUCUCCUGUCCUAGGGGAUCUCUUGAAGGAAGACGUGGAUGUGCACCGGCUCCUGAACGAUCCGUCGUACUUGCCCAAGGGACAGACUGCAAGGUCUUCAACUUCUUCGAGGGCCCGGGGUUCGGCCUCAGCGUCAAUCAUGACAUCCCAGGAAUGUGAAGAUCAUGUCUUUGCCGUGGAGAUUGAUGCCCCGCGAGACGAGCAGGAAUGGAGGAAACUUGUGAAAUGUCCCUCAAAAUUUGUGGCAAAAGGUGUGCAAAAGGGGAUAGAGGUCAGCUGGCACAAACUCAACGUCCAACAGAAGCAGGCCAUGAACGAGGCAAAACAACUAGAAGUUCGGCAAUGGUUGGCGACUGCUGCGUGCAAAGCAGCUGAGGAGGUCAUCCCCAAGGAGCAGCUACUCAAAAUGCGUUGGGUGCUCACCUUUAAGGGUACUGCGGACCCUUCAAGGGUGAAAGCCAAGGCUAGAAUCGUCAUACUCGGUUAUAGCGACCCGUCUCUCCUCGAGUUACAGACCGCGUCGCCGACGAUGAGCAGGUUGAGCAGGCAACUGUUCUUGAACGCUUGUAGUGUGAACUCUUGGCGGGUUCUUAAAGGCGACGUGAAAUCCGCCUUCUUGCAGGCCGAAUCACCGCAAGCUGCUCGAGGCAUCCACGCGCUGCCAGUUCCCGAACUGGCGACCGCUUUGGGAGUCAGUGAAGAGCAGGCAGUUGUUCUCCUGAAAUCGUGCUAUGGGUUAUGUUCGGCUCCCAGAGAGUGGUAUGAUGAUGUUCAUCACACCAUUGAACGGCUGGGAGGCGAGAGGUUGACUACUGAUCCAUGCGUUUGGCGGAUCACCAAGCUCGUCAACGGCAAGAAGGUCGUAGUUGGCCUGGUGACGUGUCAUGUUGAUGAUUUCCUAAUGGGUGGAGAUGAGAAUGAUGAAGCCUACAUAGCCUUUUUGGAGGGUUUUCAUGCAAAAUACUCAUGGACUCCUUGGGAACAUGACUCCUUCAUGCAUUGCGGUGUCUCUGUAUCUCAACAUGCUGAUUGCUCCUUCACUCUGGACCAUAGCGAGUUCUGUCGGGAACUGAAGCAGAUAGAGGUUCGUGGCAACUUGGAUCGUAAGAUGACCGAGUCUGAGGUGAGUCAAGUCCGAGCGAUUUUGGGUUCAGUGCAGUGGCGUGUCUUUCAAACUGCCCCUCAACAUGCAUCUAAGCUUUCCAUGCUGCAAUCCAUGAUUGCACAACGUGAUGCCAGCAUGAUUCCGACAGUGAACAAAUUAUGCCGUGAAGUAUAUGCAGGACGAGAUGUUUCUACAAAUGUUCAAUCCUUAGGAGCGAAGUCCAUGCAAGAUGUAUGCUUCAUUGCAUGGUCCGACGCUGCGCUUGCGAAUCGUCCGGAUAUGACAAGCACAGGAGGAUGCAUCAUCGGGGCCAUGCACGUGGAUGCGGCAAAGCAAGGCUAUGGAAAAGUGAAUUCCAUCUCAUGGCGAAGCGGAAAACUAUCCCGCGUCGCUCGCAGCAGUCUCGCUGCAGAGACGCAAGCCCUUGCUGAUGCAGAGCAAGACCUGAUGUGGUGUCGUCUUGAAUGGGCGGAAAUGUCAGGCUACGAAGUCAAUUUGGCUAAGACAUCUGAGGCAGUGAAGUCGGUCCCUGGCUACUUGGUCAUUGACGCUAAGGCUCUCUAUGACUCCAUCCAAAAGGGCGAGAUCGGUGUCAACAUGCGUGACGAGUACACCUCCUUGGAGCUUCUCGCUUUGCUUCAACAUCUCAAGGCUCAGAAUACGGAAGUGCUCUGGUGUGACUCAGAUCAUCAGUUAGCUGACGGAUUGACAAAGGUUCAGAAGCAGGAUGUUUUGCGGAAGUUCCUUGUGACAGGAACGUGGAGGCUCCGGUACAGUGGAGCUCUGUUGUCCGCCAAACGGCGGAGAGCAGCAACAGGGAUGACAGCAUAUCCUGCAGCGGAGCUGCACAUUUCGAAGCCGGAGCGCUUCUUCGAGGAAAACGACCGCGACUGCAUCUUCGGCAUUUCCACAGCCCCCUUCGCUGCAGAUUCCACAUUGCUACCGAUAGCUUUUUCCCUUGCCAGCCAACCGGCGCUGUGCCGCCGUGGGCACGCGUCUGCAGUGUUCUCCGGCCGUUGUACUUCUGCUGAGUUUGUUCGUGACAACUACAUACCUGUCUUUGACAACAAGCCCUCGAGCUACCGUGAGUACAGACAGCGUUUGAUGUUGUACUUCAAGAAGAUGAAGCUGUUGAAGCGCACGUCUGAGGCUACAAUAAACCUGCUGACCUCGCUCACCGGUACAGCGUGGGCCAGGGUUGAGCAUCUUUCGGAGACGGCCCCCGACAAAGAAAAUGGUUUUGAUUUGGUAUUGGCAGAACUGGACAAAGCCUUCCGCUACGACAAUCGGGUUGAAAUGCCCCGUGCUAUAGACAAGUACUUCUAUGCUCUGCAGCGCCGCCCAGACCAGACGCUCUUGCAGUACACUGGAGAGGCUAGGGAUGCCGUUCGUGAGCUUGAGAAACACGGCAUUGCCUUGCCCAGCGAAGUGCAGGGCUAUAUCUUGCUUAAGAAAUCGGGCUUGUCGCCCGAGCAGAAACAGCUGAUCCUGAGCCAGGUCGGUGCCAAGCUGACCCCUGACAAGAUCGAGGAGUCGAUGUUUUUCCUUUUGGGCCAGGACCACAAAGCUGCAGCUCGACAGCCGCCUACCCGAACCUGGCACCGUGGUGGUUCAAAGUCUGCCUCAUCCGGCACAUGGCGCCGAUCUUAUGGAUCGGCCCAUCUGGCGGAUGAUGGGCAGACCUGGUCCGACUGGGACGGCGACGAUGACACCGCCUUCGUGGCCGAGGAUUUUGAGGUCUAUGAGGAGGACGCUCAGUGGCAGGACGACAGCUACCUGGACGCUCUUGAGCCUGAGGAGACCGAGUACGCUUACUAUGAGGACAUCGCCCAGGAUGACGACGAGGCCUAUGAAGAGGCCUAUGCUUCGUACAUAGACGCUCGCCGCCGUCUCGCGGAUGUCAAGGCCUCCCGAGGCUUCUUUCCCGUGGGAAACUCUGGCAAAGCCGCUGCCCGUGCAAAGGCCACCACUUGCCCUCGUUGCGGUCAGCCUGGCCAUUGGGCAUCGCAGUGCCCCAUGCCACCUAGCUCCAGCCCCUCCGUUGCUUCAAGUCCUUCAAAGCGUCCUCGGGACACUGUGCACGUUGCCGCCGACUUGCCCUGUGCCUUGGACUUGGCCCAUGCUGUUGAUGCUGCCUUGGUUGUCACUGAGGACGGCAACCUUGUUGCACAGCAAGACGGCGGAGCCUCCGCCAUGUUGGGUGGCCACCGUCCCGUUAUGCAAGCCAUAAGCCACCUGCUUUCAAAAGGCGUGUCGCCAGCCAACCUUGCCUUCUCCCGUGCAAACCGUUGCUUCAGGUUUGGUGGUGACAACACAGCCCUUGCUACCUGGUCCGUGCACUUGCCUGUGUUUGUGCGUGGAGUGCCCGGACGACUUCAAGUCUUCAUCGUUGAGGGCGACACGCCUCUGCUCGUUGGCCGGCCUAUCCUUAAGGCGUUGCAAGUCAGAACCGACUUUGAACUUGACCUUUGCAGUGUGUUGGGCGGUGAACCGACCGCCGCUUUGCUUGGCCCUGGUGGUGAGUUCAUGUUGCAGCUUGACGAAGGCCUUGACUCCGACUCAGUUCUUCAGCCGUUGGCCUUUGACCUUGUGACCGAGGAGUUGGCUACCCUGGCAUCCCCGUGUGACCCGCGCUUGCCGCUCCUCACUCUUGCCGACUACCUUGCUGAUGCGGGCCGUGAGGGCCCUGACGUGGACCUUGCCUUCCCCACCGCCUCGGCGCCCGAUGCCGACAGUGCCACUGCCUUGGACUCUCCUUCUGCCGAAACAAGUGUCGACCCUAGCGUUCAUGUGUCCGCUCGCCAGGCAGUCAAUGCCACCAAUAAGGCCUUGGAGGAAGCCCUGUGGUCCUCACCUGCCACACCGCCUGUGUUUUGGGAAGUUUAUUCUGGCACUGGCAACUUGUCUGCUGAGAUGACCCGGCGUGGUUUUGAUGUUCGCACGUUUGACCUUCCUGAGUGGGACUUUACAAAGCCUUCCGAGCGCCGCCGCUUCUUGAACUUGUUGCACCAUGAGCGCCCGCAUGUUGUGUGGUUGGCGCCUCCGUGUCCCUUGUUGUGGUCCCCGCUCCAGAACUUGACUUCCAGUGACAGCUACCAGCAAGAAAUCUUGGAGCUAGACCGCCAGCUCCACCAUGCAAGCCACCUCAAGCUGUCUCGUCGUGUGUUCGACUUCCAGCUGUCCACAGGUCAUGUCGCAGUGAUUGAGUAUCCUAAGACAAGUCUUGCUUGGAGGACGCCAGCCUUCCGUGGAAUUUCUGGUUGGGCUGCCACCCUUGACCUGUGUGCUGUUGGUGCUCGACUUCCCAACCAGCACGGCCGACUCACCCCAAUUAAGAAAGCAACCAGGCUCCAGGUUACUCAUCCCGAGUUGUGUGAAAUGCUGAGCAUCAGGUGCCCCGGCCAUUCAUUUCACUUGCCUUUGGUUGGCCAAUCCCCUCGCAUUGGCUCGCGCUCGGCCGCGGCUGCUGCCUACCAGCCAACAAUGUGUCGCAAGCUUGCCGAUGCUUUGCAGACUGCUGUUGAUGUUGCACUGGCGCGCCCUGUCUUUGAGAAAGCCUGGUUCUGCCUCGGCCUCCUCCGACAUCCCUGCCCUCCUGUGUCGCACACUCCCGAGCGUGCCGCUGAUGAGCCUGCUGUUGCCCCUGCCGCACCUUCCGAGCCAGAUGUGGUGAAUCCUCACCGCAACACUGGUGUGUUGGAGCAGUUGCUUACAGAGCGCCCUGCCGAGGCGCGGCGCAUUGUAGCCCGGUUGCACAAGAACUUGGGGCACCCCAGCCGGGACCAGAUGGUUGAACAACUUCGCGCCCGAGGUUCUUCCAAUGCCCUUCUGCAAGCCGCCCAUGACUAUGUUUGUCCUACCUGUGCUCAGCUGGCUCCUCCCAACCAGGUUCCCAAAAGUUCGCUUCGCUCUGCCACAAAGCUCAACCAGCGCCUCAUGGCUGACACCUUUUGGGUGACCUUGCCUAAGGGCCGCACGGUCCCUGUGCUUUCCAUGCUUGACGCAGCCACCAAGUAUGUGGUUGCACGUCCCCUCGUCAGUGAAACCUCUGAGCAGUUCCUUCGUGCCUUGGAACGUGGUUGGGUUAAGCGUGCCAUUGACGUAUUUAUGGCAGACACUGGAGGCACCACAAUUGACGACUUGCGUCGCUAUUCGCCCACACAGUGGGUGUUGGGAUACCAGCCCGACCUUCCUGGCAUGCUCCUAGGCAGCAACGUUAACCCUAGUCACUUGGAUGGUUCUCCCGACUUUCGUCGCAAGCUUGACCUUCAGUCUUCUGCAGCCAAAGCCAUCAUGUCCGCUGACAAUGAUGAGCGUUUGCGUCGAGCCUUGCUUCGCCAAAGCCGUGUGACUUCGUCGGUGUUCGCCGUUGGCCAGCGUGUUUACUACUACCGUGGGUACUGGUGUUGGCCCCCGCAUCCGUUGGCGUGGCCCUGCCACAGCCGCGGACGCCAGUCCGUUGUGUGGUUAGUGCACGGUGCCCAGCUUAUCCGAGCUGCCGCGGAGCACUUGCGUCGUGACUUCUCCGACUCAGAGCCUGUUGCCUCGCCCACGCAAGCCCUGGAAACCCUUCGUGGCCGCGGCACUACCUCCUUCAUAGACCUGCCGAGGACCAACCGGAGGGUCCCCAGGGAUGAGGCCCACGCCAUGCCUAGUGAUGAUGAGGUUGUUGAGCCGGACCCCAAGCGUCCCCGUCCUCAUGUUGCAGUGGCUCCUGACCCGUCGCAUGUGACACCACCUUCCGUGGACUUGCCUGCACCCGCUCCUUUACCUAACCCUCCGACUCCUACUGUGGACUUUCGUGAAGCGCCCUUGCCGGACGACGUUUCCGUGCCCGAGCCUGCCUUUGAGCCUGCGCCUGCUCAGCCUUCGCCUGACCUUCCACCGGCCCCCGAGCCUGUGCCUUUUGGCCCCUUUCGUGUGCCCGCGCAGGAGACAUUUGCAGAACGCCGUGCCCGCAUCGACCGUACAGAAACCUUGCCUUUCCACCGCCAGCCUGCCGCAGACCGCUCACGGUCGCCUCCUCCCAGUGCCGAGCCGGCCCUCACAGAGCAAGCCCACUUCUGUGACGUGCUACCCCAGUCCACUCCUUGCCUGCCACCUGGCUGGACUAUUGCCGGCGAUGGCCAAAUGCACCUUGACUCCGUGCAGGACCAGUGGGAAUUUGAUGGCCGUCACCUUGUGCGCCGUCACUUCGUGGCCCGGGAUCGUGCCUUUGAUCCUCUUUCCCCUGGGGAUUGCCCAGUCCCUGUGCACAUGCUUAGCAAGGUGAGGCACACCUAUCGCGGCCGGCGCCGCCACGAUGACAGGUGGCGAGUUCAUGCCCCGAAACGGGAUGGUGGCCACUGGUGGACUGGAAAGACAGUCUUCAAGGUUCAGCCCAGGUAUAGGCAGGAGGCGCAUGACGCCUUUUACCAGGCUUCCGAUGGACACAGUUCCUACGUUGGUGCUAAACGCAAGGCCGACUUGGAUGAGAAGACCUUGAGUCUCAGUGACCGCCUUCUGUUCCAGGAGGCCAAGAGCAAGGAGCUUGCCAGCUUCUUCCAAAACUCGGUUUGGGAUUUCGAUCAUGAGUCUUCCGCACCGUCCGGGCGCAUCCUCAAAGCCCAUUUCAUCCUGAAGUGGUCCAAGAACCCCGACGGUUCUCCUCGAGCUAAAGCCCGCUUGAUUGCCCAAGGUUUCAAGGACCCCGAUGCCCUUGGGGGUCUUGUUGACCGUACUGCUCCGACCUUGACUCGUUUGUCUCGGCACAUGCUGCUGUCACUUGCCGCCAACUUGGGUUGGGGUGCCGCCACGGGCGACAUCAGCACAGCCUUCCUGCAGGGCAAGGAACACUCCACCGCUCGUACCUUGUGGAUUCGUCUGCCGGCUGACGCUCGCAAGAUGCUUGGGAUUACCGAGCCUUCUGUUGUCAUGAAAUUGCGGAAGCCCAUGUAUGGGCUAGUGGAUGCCCCUCGUGCUUGGUAUUGUGAAGCAACCGAACGGUUGGAGCGCCUUGGCUUUGUUCGCCAUCCUUUGGAUCAGUGCCUUUUCUUGCUUUACGACUGGGAGACUUUGGACUCUCUUGGUCGUCCGCAACUUGUGUGUGCACUUGGGCUCUACGUGGAUGACCUUUUGGCCAUUGGCAACUCUGCCGACCCUCGCUACUGUUCCGCCCGGGACCGUCUGCAACAGACCUUUGUCUUCCGUGAGUGGCAUGAGCGCAAGCCUUCCGUUGAGUACCUCGGUGCUGAGAUCGAGCAGAGCCCCGAAGGCGUCUUGCGUUACCAUCAAGCCAAGUACCUUUCCAAACUGCAUCCCAUCACCAUACCGAACUCGAGGCUUUGCGACCCCACAUCGCCUGUUACCGAAAGGGAGCGUGCCCAGCUCCGUGCCUUGCUCGGUGGACUUCAGUGGGUUGCCACCCAGUCCUCGCCGCAUAUCCAACCUCACACUUCCAUGCUUGCCGGCCUUACCACCAAGGCAACAGUUUCGACCCUGCAAGCUGCUAACAAAGCCCUGAGGUUUGCUAAGCAUAAUGCGGAUGUUGGCUUAAGUUACCCUUACCUUGGCCCGGUGGAUGAGUUGGUUGUGGUGGCUUACUCUGACGCUUCUUUCGCGUGCAGAGAUGACCUGAGCAGCCAGGGUGGCUACCUCAUUACUUUGUGCCACAAGGACGCAUUGGAAAAGGGCAAUGCUUUCACCUACCACGUGCUCGACUGGCGUUCCUUCAAGCUACCCCGUGUUGCCCGCAGUACCCUCUCUGCGGAAGGCCAGGCCGCAGCCGAAGCAGCCGAUGCCCUCUACUUCACCUCCUUGUUUCUCAAAGCGUUCUUUGAUCCUAAGCUGGACUUGAACUCUCCUGAUGCCGCCCGUUUGCCCCACAGCUCUGCGCUUGUUGUGGACGCAAAGGCACUCUACGACCUGCUUCACCAAGAUGAGUUGCAAGCCCGUCUUGGGGCUGAGAAACGUACUGCCGUGGAAGUGCUUGUGACUAAGCAGCGCCUGGUUGAGGCCUCUGCUGUCCCCAGGUGGGUGUCUUCCGAACGGCAACUUGCCGAUGGGCUUACAAAGGAGAGCGCAACGCAAUUGUUCGCCGACCGUUUGCGCACCCACAAGAACCGCCUAACUGACGACCAAACGUACCAGGCCAAGAGACAAGCCUCUGCCACUGAGUUUGCCAUUUCACGGCCCCAAGCACUCGCCUCUGCCAUGUUUGCCUGCUGCCUCACCACUGCCCGGGCCGAGCCCAUCAGCCCUCGGCCUAUGAACUUUGUGGACGUUGCUCUUGUGACUUCCUGUCAGACCGCGUCCGGUCUCGUGACAGACGCCUGCCCAAACAGAGGCUACCUUCAGUGUCAGUGUGGCAAUCCGGACAGCUCCCGACAAAACCCCUCUUUCGGUGAAAACCUUUUCCUUUCAGCCUCGUCGUCAAGUGUGACCGCGCAGCCUGUUGCAUAUCGCCGGGAUUCCCUGCCAAGCAGCAACUCCCAGGUGUCGGAGGCUAGGCCGUUUCGCACUUCUCGACAUGCCUUGGUUUAA
Molecule: messenger RNA, 14568 nt
Organism: Symbiodinium natans
Lineage: Eukaryota; Dinophyceae; Suessiales; Symbiodiniaceae
Source: the annotation of a GenBank genome assembly